Messenger RNA from Mycotypha africana, 891 nucleotides. Its product is annotated as S-adenosyl-L-methionine-dependent methyltransferase. The transcript is spliced from 3 exons. Lineage: Eukaryota; Fungi; Mucoromycota; Mucoromycetes; Mucorales; Mycotyphaceae. The record is from RefSeq and is a predicted model, not a curated record. Gene Ontology annotation, molecular function: methyltransferase activity. The annotation marks the transcript as partial.
CAACAGCAUUAUGUGUUAAAGUAUGUACUUGGAGGAAAUCUUCAUGUACCGGUGCCCUCCGAUCACUUUACCCUCUUGGAUUCGGCUUGCGGCGUCGGCAUAUGGACUUUAGACAUGGCGCAAGCAUUCCCUCAUGCCACCAUUAUCGGUUUAGACACUUUCCCCUAUACCUCUGCAGACGAUACCAGCAGCCAUCUCCAGACCGCCACCAUUCACACAGCCGCCCUCAAUGCUCCCAACAUUGUUUACAAGAAUGGCGAUUUAUUCUCUCGCCUUUCCUUACCUGCCAAUUAUCUGGACAUCAUCUUUCAAAGAGAUACCACGGCUAUCAUCCCACAAGAACGCUGGACGUUUCUACUUUAUGAAUAUUUUAGAAUACUGAAACCAGGAGGGUCCAUUGAAUUGGUAGAAUAUGAUUUCGAUAUACGUGAUCCAGGUCCGGUUUUAGCUUUGGUCAACGAAUGGUACCAAAUUGCAGCUUCAUCGGUGGGCGUGGAUCCCAAUCAAGCUAAAAAAUUAAAAGAUGAGCUCAUCUCUGCAGGUUUUGACAAUGUCCAAGCCCAAGUCGUCUCCAUUCCCAUCGGUGAAUGGUCAGAAGAUAAAGAGGAGCGUGAAAAAGGAUUCUUGUAUAAACAAGUCAUCAGAGCACUCUUCAAAUCGAUGCGGCCUUGGUGGAUUCUGGAAUUGGGCGUUUCUGAAGAAGAAUACGAUAGGAUCAUCAACGCCGCUAUGAUUGAGUUCGAAGAGCAAUGCUGCUAUAUCGAUUGGAUCAUUUAUACAGCAAAUAAACCCAUCGACAUCCAUCCUGCCGAGACACAGAAUAAAAACGAUCAUGAAGAAGACGAGCCCAACAGUAGUCACCCUACUGUCGAUCCGUUGAGCUUUCAGUAA